Limanda limanda (common dab) is the source of this 3334-nucleotide messenger RNA. RefSeq names its product ArfGAP with GTPase domain, ankyrin repeat and PH domain 1 (gene agap1). Gene Ontology annotation, cellular component: nucleus. Gene Ontology annotation, molecular function: GTP binding; protein binding; GTPase activity. The coding region runs from base 51 to 2645 and encodes 864 amino acids. Lineage: Eukaryota; Metazoa; Chordata; Actinopteri; Pleuronectiformes; Pleuronectidae. The transcript is spliced from 19 exons. The record is from RefSeq and is a predicted model, not a curated record.
CCGGGAUGUGACCGGACUUCACCGGAGGAGCCUCGACAGCAGCUGCAGUCAUGAACUACCAGCAGCAUCUCGCCAACUCGGCCGCCAUCCGGUCGGAGAUCCAGAGGUUCGAGUCCGUCCACCCCAACAUCUACUCCAUCUACGAGCUGCUGGAGCGGGUGGAGGAGCCGCUGCUGCAGAACCAGAUCCGGGAGCACGUCAUCGCCAUCGAAGAUGCGUUUGUGAACAGUCAGGAGUGGACGCUGAGUCGAGCCGUGCCCGAGCUGAAAGUGGGCAUUGUGGGUAAUCUGGCCAGUGGGAAGUCUGCACUGGUGCACAGGUACCUGACGGGGACGUACGUCCAGGAGGAGUCGCCGGAAGGAGGUCGUUUCAAGAAGGAGAUCGUGGUCGACGGUCAGAGUCACCUGCUGCUGAUCCGAGAUGAAGGAGGCCCCCCCGAGCCUCAGUUUGCGUUGUGGGUCGAUGCCGUGAUCUUCGUCUUCAGUCUGGAGGACGAGAUCAGCUUCCAGACGGUUUAUCACUACUUCAGCCGCCUCGCCAGCUACAGGAACACCAGCGACCUGCCGCUGGUGCUGGUCGGCACGCAAGACGCCAUCAGCUCGGCGAACCCGCGAGUCAUCGACGACGGCCGCGCCCGCAAACUCUCCAACGACCUGAAGCGCUGCACCUACUACGAGACCUGCGCCACCUACGGGCUGAACGUGGAGCGCGUCUUCCAGGACGUGGCUCAGAAGAUCUCGGCCACGAGGAAGAAGCAGCAGUUAUCCAUCGGGCCGUGCAAGUCGCUGCCCAACUCGCCGAGUCACUCGUCCGUCUGCAGCACGCAGGUGUCGGCCGUGCACAUCCCUCAGACGAGUAACGGCGGCGGCAGCCUGAGCGACUACUCGUCCUCGGUGCCGUCGACGCCCAGCACGAGUCAGAAGGAGCUGCGCAUCGACGUGCCGCAGGCCGCCAACACGCCCACGCCCGUCAGGAAGCAGUCCAAGCGCCGCUCCAACCUCUUCACCUCGAGGAAGGCCAACGAGCCGGACAAGGAGAAGAAAGGCCUGGAGGCUCGGGCCGACAGCAUCGGCAGCGGGCGAGCAAUCCCCAUCAAACAGGGCAUGUUGCUGAAGAGAAGCGGGAAAACCCUCAACAAGGAGUGGAAGAAGAAGUACGUGACGCUGUGUGACAACGGACUGCUCACCUACCACCCCAGCCUGCACGACUACAUGCAGAACGUCCACGGGAAGGAGAUCGACCUGCUGAGGACCACGGUGAAGGUCCCGGGGAAGAGGCCGCCGCGCGCCGUCUCCACCUGCGCCGCCGCCGCCGCGCCCGGCCCCAAGACCAACGGGCUGAGCAAGGACAUGAGCGGCCUGCAGCUGGGCCCCACGCCAGGCACGGUGACCACCAGUGCGUCCGUGUCUCAGAUGGCGAGCGGCCCCAGCCUGGUGUCCUUCAACAGCCGCGGGGGGGCGGAGGGGAUGCACCAGCGCUCGUACUCCGUCUCCAGCGCCGACCAGUGGGCCGACGCCACGGUCAUCGCCAACUCCGGAGUCAGCACGGACACCGGCCUCGGGGACUCGGUCUGUUCCAGUCCCAGUAUCUCCAGCACCACCAGCCCCAAGAUGGAGCCGCCGCCGUCGCCCCACGCCAACCGGAAGAAGCACCGGCGGAAGAAGAGCACCAGCAACUUCCGAGCCGACGGCCUCUCUGGUACUGCGGAAGAACAAGAGGAGAACUUUGAGCUGACCAUCGUGUCGCUGACCGGGCAGACCUGGCACUUCGAGGCGGCGUCCUACGAGGAGCGAGACGCCUGGGUGCAGGUCAUCGAGAGCCAGAUCCUCGCCAGUCUGCAGUCGUGUGAGAGCAGCAAGAACAAGUCUCGUCUGACCAGCCAGACGGAGGCGAUGGCUCUUCAGUCCAUCAGAAGCAUCCGAGGAAACGCUCACUGUGCCGACUGUGAAGCUCAGAGCCCCGACUGGGCGAGUCUGAACCUCGGAGCCCUGAUCUGCAUCGAGUGCUCGGGCAUCCACAGGAACCUGGGCACGCACCUGUCCCGGGUUCGCUCUCUGGACCUGGACGAGUGGCCGCUGGAGCUCAUCAAGGUCAUGUCGGCCAUCGGCAACGAGCUGGCCAACAGCGUGUGGGAGGCCAACGCUCAGGGACGCCUCAAGCCCGGGCCGGACGCCAGCAGGGAGGAGCGGGAGCGUUGGAUCCGGGCGAAGUACGAGCAGCGUCUGUUCCUGGCGUCGCUGCCGGGCGCCGAGCUGUCGCUGGGCCAGCAGCUGCUGAGGGCCACGGCGGAGGAGGACCUGCGCGGCGUGGUGCUGCUGCUCGCUCACGGGUCCCGGCAGCAGGUCAACGAGACGUGUGGCGAGGGCGACGGCCGCAGCGCGCUGCACCUCGCCGGGCGCAAGGGCAACGUGGUCGUCACGCAGCUGCUCAUCUGGUACGGCGUGGACCUGAUGGCGAGGGACGCCCACGGGAACAGUGCGAUGGCGUACGCCCGGCAGGCCAACAGCCAGGAGUGCGUGGACACGCUGGCUCAGUACGGAUGUCCUGACGAGCGCUUCCCGCUCAUGGCCACGCCCAACCUGUCCCGCCGCAACACCAACCGCAACAACAGCUGCAGCAGCAGCGGAAGCACCGCCCUCAUCUGACGGCGGCGCUCGGACACGUGGAAACACACACACACACACUUGGGAGAAUUUAUUUUGGGAACCACCACCUGACUCUGGAGCCCCGCCCACCUCACCUGACGACCACCUGGCGGCUCGUCCAGACUGAUUUGAAGGUGACGCCAUGUUUGGGAGAAGACACCCAAAGCAUGCUGGGAAAUGUGGUCCACGGGUGGCUCGUCAUUGGUUGAUCAGAACUCUGGGUAAUAAUCACAUGACUUGUGGCGUCCAAUCAGGGCGCCACGGACUUCCUCAUCACACUACGGCCAGUUCCUGUCAAUCAAGAAUCCUCGAAAGACUCCGGCUCAACAGCCAAUCAGAAUCCACGCCCUCUUUCCCGCCAAAACAUAUCUUCAGUGACGUGAAGACGAUAUCAAGAAAUCGUGGGAGAAAUCCCCGCCCCCCCCCAGACUCCGCCUCCUCCUGCCGCUUUGUGUUUUUUUAUUUCAUGUGAAAAAUAUCUAGAUGUAAAACUUUAAAAGUAAAAACACAAAUAUCGGAUCAGUUGUUAGCGUUAAAAAGAAGAAGUGAUAGAUCGCAUGUCGUAGUCACGUGUUCUAGAUCCAAGACGUUUCCCUGGGUGUGAAUAUUCUCUCCAUCGGAUCGUCACCAUGGCAACGGGGGCGUUUUGUUGUCUGUAUAAAGAGAACAGAAGCUCAGGGACCAGAGAC